AUUGGAGAAAAUUGGAAAUUAUUAGACCCAAAGAAAGGCUUAAGAGCUGUAUUUGGACUUCAAAAAUGUCUUAUUGAAAUUCAAGAGAUUUCCGAUGAAAAACUGUUCAUUGUACAAAGUAUUUUGGAUCAACUAGACUGUAAAGCUCGCCAAUUAGAUUAUGAUCACCGUAGUGUAACGAUAGGUAAUCUAGCCAAUAAUUUAAAUAAUAAUUCAUCUAAAGGGAUAUCUUCCCUAAUUGGAGCCAGUAGCGAUGCAACAAAUCAUAUUACAGACUCUAAUGGAGUUUCCAAUAAUGUGGAUUCCGGUGGAGGCGGUAAAGGAGAAAUAACAUCAACAAAAGAAAGUAAUGUAAACAGUAAUGGAACAAGCCUGACUGCCACAGUAAAUAAUUGUACAUCUAACUCAUUAUCUAGCAAACGUUCCUCAUCUAGACGUAAUUUAUCCAGCAAACAAGAGAUCUCUAAUGGUGAAAUUACUGCUAGCCAAAAGAGAGGAGUCAAGAGAGGUGGUGUCAAGGGAAACAGUAUAGAUAUCAAGAGAAACAAAUCUUCGAAAGAAGUGCUGAAUAACAGCCCACCAACACUUUAUGAAGAUACACCAAUUGAUCCCGAUGAACCAACAUACUGUUCUUGUGAGCAAGUUUCUUAUGGCGAAAUGAUCUGUUGUUCACCAAAAGUUUUAAAUUUAAAAUUUAACCUUUUUAAUUCCUUAUUUUUGUUGAUUCUUUCCUGUGAGUGCUUCAACCUGUUGAUUAACGAUAGACAAACAAUCAUGUGGGGCUCGUCCUCCAGUUACAUUGGAUCUAGUGAAUCUGGCUCCAUUACCAAUAUAGCCCAAUAUAUUGAGGACUACAUUGAUUUGGUUGAAAAUAUACCAAAUGAAAUAGCUCGCCAUGUUAGUCGUUUACAUGAAUAUAAUAAUAGAUAUUACCAACUACUUGAUAAAUUGGAGAGGACAUGGGAAUCACUAGCCAACAGCCAGAUGUAUCUAUCAAACGGUGAACAAGUGAACGGUGGCGGUAAUACAUCAACAGAAGCAAAGUCAAGUACAAACACAUCUACAACACCUUUAAUCACCAAAUCCAGUGGAAAUUAUAACCUUUAUGAAAGUGGAUCUAUUAGUGACAAAAAUAGUGGCAAUGGAAGUGAUAAAAAUGAUAAAUUAUUAGACCCAAAGAAAGGCUUAAGAGCUGUAUUUGGACUUCAAAAAUGUCUUAUUGAAAUUCAAGAGAUUUCCGAUGAAAAACUGUUCAUUGUACAAAGUAUUUUGGAUCAACUAGACUGUAAAGCUCGCCAAUUAGAUUAUGAUCACCGUAGUGUAACGAUAGGUAAUCUAGCCAAUAAUUUAAAUAAUAAUUCAUCUAAAGGGAUAUCUUCCCUAAUUGGAGCCAGUAGCGAUGCAACAAAUCAUAUUACAGACUCUAAUGGAGUUUCCAAUAAUGUGGAUUCCGGUGGAGGCGGUAAAGGAGAAAUAACAUCAACAAAAGAAAGUAAUGUAAACAGUAAUGGAACAAGCCUGACUGCCACAGUAAAUAAUUGUACAUCUAACUCAUUAUCUAGCAAACGUUCCUCAUCUAGACGUAAUUUAUCCAGCAAACAAGAGAUCUCUAAUGGUGAAAUUACUGCUAGCCAAAAGAGAGGAGUCAAGAGAGGUGGUGUCAAGGGAAACAGUAAAGAUAUCAAGAGAAACAAAUCUUCGAAAGAAGUGCUGAAUAACAGCCCACCAACACUUUAUGAAGAUACACCAAUUGAUCCCGAUGAACCAACAUACUGUUCUUGUGAGCAAGUUUCUUAUGGCGAAAUGAUCUGUUGUGAUAAUACUCAUUGUCCAAUAGAGUGGUUCCAUUUCGCUUGUGUUGCAUUAACAACCAAACCCAAAGGUAAAUGGUAUUGCCCCAACUGUAGAGGUGAUCGUUCAAAUAUUCCGAAAAAAUGACUGCUGAGAAAUUACAUCUCUUUUUUUGCUUCUUUCCUAUCUGCAAACUGUGAAGCAGUGGCAAAGAACAGGACUACUAAAAACAACUUUAUAUAUAAAUAUAUAUACAUAUACUUAUACAUAUAUAAAUACAUGCCUAUAUAUAUAUAUAUUUAUAUAGAUAUAUAAAUAUAUAUAUUUGUGCACAGUUAACAAAUUUUCAACGAACACAAAAUUAUCAUCUAAAGCCAAGUGACACCUCAUUUUUGUUGAAUUCAUCUAACACAUCUUCAUACAUUCAUCGUUUCAAUACAACUUAUAAAGCAUCAUAAACAAAACUUACAUCAACACUCACCCUCUACAACAUAAUACUACCACUACCUCUCUCCCUCUCGCUCUCUUUUUUCCUGUUUCUCUUUGUUUUGCUUCUCUACCUACUUCUCCAUCUUUACUGUUGAUGCAACAACAAAAUUUGCAAAAAUUUAUGCGAUUUCAACGAUCUGCUAGAAAAAAAGCGACAUCACACUCUUCUUCUUUUCCUUUCUUCUUCUCUUCACUUUUCUUUCCCCUUCUAAUUUCUUUCUGCCUCUUAAAAAACAUCAGUGAUAAAUUGAUUUUUACCUCCAUUUGUCUUACCUUUUAAACGAAUGGUUUAACGCUGGACUUAUUUCAUCAAAUACAUCAGACCAAUCUUCUUUUCUCAUUCAUUAUUGUAACCACUCUCUUUUUCACCAUCUUCUUCCCUCGCUUUUUUUUCAUAAAAUUUCACGAAAUGAUCCGACUCAAGCAAAUUAAAUUUCAAUUGUACUGAAUUUAUGACUAUUACCGUCCCGGUCGUCAUAUAAACCAAUAUUAAACAUAUAUUUAAAAUGAA
Tetranychus urticae (two-spotted spider mite) is the source of this 2791-nucleotide messenger RNA. RefSeq lists its product as uncharacterized. Gene Ontology annotation, cellular component: nucleus. The record is from RefSeq and is a predicted model, not a curated record. Gene Ontology annotation, biological process: positive regulation of DNA-templated transcription. Lineage: Eukaryota; Metazoa; Arthropoda; Arachnida; Trombidiformes; Tetranychidae.